GAACCCGUCGUCCACGCUCUGUUCGAACACUCCACCGCCCGGUGGCAAUAUCUGAUCGCAGAUCCAACGACGAAAGAUGCCAUCAUUAUUGAUCCUGUGCUCGAUCGGAAUCCAUAUGCUCCUGGAAUUGACACGACUGCGGCCGACCAUCUUCUCUAUCUGGUACGACAACAUCAGUACCAUGUGGUGCGCAUACUGGAGACACACUCGGUGCAAGAACACCCUACAUCGGCGUGGUAUCUCCGGACGCAAUUACGUGACAGACACGGCCAGAUGCCACGAAUCUGCACUGGCAAGGCUAUUGCAGGCGUGCAACGAAUGUUUGCCAGGGCAUAUGGAGUGCAAGACGCCGGGUGGUCAGCACGGUUCGACUCCUUCCAUGAUGGCCAGGUCUUUGCUGUGGGCGAGAUGAGAGUGCAAUGCGUCCACCUGUUGAGCGAACCGGACUGGUUUGGAUUCGUCAUCGGCCACAACGUCUUCUUAGGA
Sphaerulina musiva SO2202 is the source of this 486-nucleotide messenger RNA. RefSeq lists its product as uncharacterized. Lineage: Eukaryota; Fungi; Ascomycota; Dothideomycetes; Mycosphaerellales; Mycosphaerellaceae. The transcript has a single exon. Gene Ontology annotation, molecular function: sulfur dioxygenase activity. Gene Ontology annotation, biological process: glutathione metabolic process; hydrogen sulfide metabolic process. The annotation marks the transcript as partial. The record is from RefSeq and is a predicted model, not a curated record.